Contarinia nasturtii (swede midge) is the source of this 4947-nucleotide messenger RNA. Its product is annotated as octopamine receptor beta-3R-like. The record is from RefSeq and is a predicted model, not a curated record. Gene Ontology annotation, biological process: adenylate cyclase-activating adrenergic receptor signaling pathway. Gene Ontology annotation, cellular component: membrane. The transcript is spliced from 8 exons. Gene Ontology annotation, molecular function: octopamine receptor activity. NCBI's taxonomy places the organism in Eukaryota, Metazoa, Arthropoda, Insecta, Diptera, Cecidomyiidae. The coding region runs from base 1187 to 4882 and encodes 1231 amino acids.
CGCGCUUGGUCGUAUCGCAGUUGCACACAACCAACUGGAUACGUGUUUUCUAUUUUAUUUACAAAACAUAUAGUAAACAGACAUCACAUCUCCCGUUAAGAUACGGCCUUUGAUGGGAUUCGAGUGUGCAUGAAAGAGAAGAUAUAUAGACCAAAAGAGCUGGAGCUAUUUUAAAGUAAGACAGAGAAUGUUGUGUACGCAUAAUUUGUACGUGGCUUUGUAUCAAAUAUUGUGAACCAACAAAAAUGUGGUUAAUUAUUUCAGUGAUGUGAACAAAAUGAUUUGUCGGCGAUUUCAAAAUUACUUACAUAAAGUUUUACCAAACCAAAAAUAAACAGGACAACACAUUGAUUGAAAUAUAUGUUUAAAGAGACAUUUUUAUUUUGAUGGUUGGUGUUUUUGUAUAUAUAUAAUUUGGAAACAAGACAACAUCGUUUCGGAGUCAAAACGAAGUUAGAAAUUUGUUUCGAUGAAAUUUUCUUCCGGUCCGGAGUGUUAGAGAUAGAUUCGAUCGAUUUGUUUGUUUAUUGAAUUUCAAUCACUACAUGUACACAAACACUUUGUGCACCACUGUCAGUUUAUCAUGUUUGGAGCGAGUAGGAGCUUAAUGUAAAUAAUUUUAAUGAACAAUGUUUAAACUAUAAGUGUUGUUGUUUUUUUUUUUAAAUUUGUGUUUGUUGAUCUACGGCCGAUCAAACGCUAACCACCCCACUAAAUUGAUGAACGCAUAAUUUGAUGAAAACACGAAACAUCACAUGAAAAAACGGGAAUAGUUUUAACGGUAAAACGUAAUAAUCCAUUGUCCUGCGCGCACAAACAAACACAUACACACACACGAUGUUGCUGUGGAGUUAUUGUUAAAUAGCAAAAAUGAUUAGACGCUUAAAAUACAACAGUGAACAUUUAAUUUGUAAAAUUUCAUAAUCGGUUUGUCGAUUGUGUCAAGUGACAAUUGCUGGUAAAAUACCGUCCGUACUGUGUGUAUGUGUGUUGGUUUGUUGGAUAGACCGAGAGCUAAAUUGAUCGUUAAACACCGAAAUUCAGGCGUUUUGUGUGCGGUCGAGUGAAGAAUAAGCGCCCGUUCAACAUCACAUAGAUUGUGCAGUUGUGAUGUGGUCAUGGACUAGAACACUGUGAAAGGUGGAAAAGAAAAGUGAAGAGAAGUGAAGGAUCAUUUCAUUUACAUAUGGUUGACGAAAUGCCUGUGCUGCUAGCAUUUACAGAUCUGGUGCCUUAUUCGUCAUCUUCAACCGAUGCAAACGAAUCAGCGUUAUAUGUUACAUCACCAACCACAACCGCUGCCAUUGUCGAAGACCGAUGGUUUCUAUUGACCAUUAUAUGCAUAAAAACCAUCAUUUUUGGUACAAUAAUCAUUGGGGCCGUAUUGGGCAAUGCGCUGGUCAUUAUUUCGGUUCAACGAAAUCGUAAAUUACGCGUUAUCACAAAUUAUUUCGUUGUGUCGCUGGCAAUGGCCGAUAUGCUGGUCGCAUUGUGUGCCAUGUCAUUUAAUGCAGUGCACAAUUUACAUGGCAAAUGGAUAUUCGGUCAAUUUAUGUGCCGAAUGUAUAACAGUCUCGAUGUAUACUUUUCAACUGCCAGCAUUUUACAUCUGUGUUGUAUAUCGGUCGAUCGGUUUGUUUGCAUAGUCAGGCCGCUUGAAUAUUCACUUUAUAUGACACAUCGAACGGUAUUCUUUAUGUUAGCAAAUGUAUGGACGCUGCCGGCUCUGAUAUCAUUUACACCAAUAUUUCUGGGCUGGUACACAACAAACGAUGCGCUAAAAUACCAAGCUGAACACAGCGAUGACUGUAUUUUCGUUGCAAAUAAAACGUAUGCAAUAAUUUCGAGUUCGAUUAGUUUUUGGAUACCUGGACUUGUGAUGAUUACAAUGUACUGCCGCAUUUACAGGGAAGCGGUACGUCAGCGAAAAGCGCUGAGUCGAACGAGUUCGAAUAUCCUUUUGAAUAGCGUUCAAAUGGGUCACAAUGCACAUAAUUUCAACCAAUAUCAUCACAUUAACUAUAAUCAUCCCAGCGAUUGUGACCUAAAUUCAAAGCUUAAGGAUCUAAAAGAAGAGAGCAGUCAGCAUUCGUUCAGCAACAUUGAGGUUCAACUGGUCGAGAGUAUGACGGUCGAUGAUGGUGAUGCGGAUAUUUUGCGGGUACCAUCGCCACCACAACGACGAUUAAGUCGAAGCAGCAUCGAUUUACGAGAUUUGGAACAACAACAAUUACAACCCCACGACCGUGUUGCGCACACAGAUAGUGCACCAUCAAUGAUUGCAUUGGAAAAUUUUUAUUUAAAGGAUGGCAACAAAAAUAAAUCGGAGAAUCAUUUCCAGCCGCUUAUUUCGAAAAAAAAAUUCUUAGACAAACCAUUGGAAUGCUUUCACACCCAACCAAAUAACAAACCGACAAAUGCCAUUGAUACGUUAACCAUUGAAAGUGAUAAUGAAGAUCUUGCACGUUUUAUCGAAGAUAAUUAUCAAUAUUUUAAAAAACAAAAUGGCGGCACCGAUUUCACAUCAUCCACGUCGCCGGCAAUGGCGGGCAUUACAAACAAAACAAUCGAACAAACAAAUCGAAAUUUGCAGCUACAAGCAUGCAGCGAUCCCGAUUUUCUAACAUUGAAAAAUAACAUCGAUUGUUGUGAAUCAUGUAUCGGUGGUGUGAAUGCGAUAAAUGCAUGUGAAAAGAAAAUCAAGAGUAAAAAGCAUAAAAUGUCAGCGCUCAGUGACUCUGAUUUCAUUGUAUCGUUUGGCAAUAGAUCAAAACGAUUUACAUUGAAAUCGAAAAUUCCCUUCAAGACUAUUCUCAAUGGAAAAUUUCCCAAGAUUAAUCAUAACAAAUACAAUUCAUUGGAGCAACCAUCAACGGCGGCAACGGUGCUAACGCUUUCAACAGCAACAACCCCAACACCGACAAUGACGACCAAUCCAAUGAAUUCAACCAGUUCAACAUUAAUUACCGCUAAUCUCCAACACGAUUUGGCCCAAACAAAUAAAAAAUACGCUCACAAAGGACUUAACAAUCACUUAUCACAAUCGUUAAAUGGCUGUUAUCUCAGCAGCAAAAAGUAUGACCAAGCAAACCAAUCAAAGUCCAUUCAACGUGUUCUAAGCGAGGGCAAUGAAACGCCCGCCACACACACCGCCGACCAACAAUCACCAUCCAAUUAUAGUCAAUCACAUCAGACGAGACAGCGAUUCCAUCAAUCUCACGAUGCCUUUGACAUGUUUGUGAAAUUGUUUCAGUGCGAAAAAAAUAAUAAAAAUAUGUGCGAUCGGCAAUCGACGAGCAAUAAAUUUAAUUACAAAAUUGUGGUUAACUCCAAGGAAUUCGACUAUUGCGAUAGUAUUUUGGGUAAUUAUUCGCCAAAUGCAAUUGUAAAUGUUAACCAAAAUGCAAUCAUGACCGCUGACAGUGUGGACAAAGUCAAUGUGUCAACGAAAGACGAGGGUAUAAAAUCGAAAUCGGAUUGGCCAAUUGAUGCUGUGUCCACUUCAAGCAUUUGUGAUGGUCAAAAACUUAUCAUGAAUCAUCCGUAUGAAGAGCAUGUUCUAUACAAUCUAAAUGCCGACGUUGGUUUGCACACCGGUCACGUUUUGGUAAAUAAUUUAGUAAUUACAUCGCCGCCAGUAACACCAAAACAAUUGCUUAGCCCAAAAACGAUAAACAAAGAGCAAACGGUUGCUCAUUCGCCGGUACAAAAUUAUUUUUCAUAUUCGCAAAAUCAUCUCAGUCCGCAUAUGAUAAAUGCGUCGGACACAACUAGCAUGUCAAUGGAAAUGAUUGCAAAUAAUAAUUCACCGCUCGAGCAUUUAGUUAGCAUUCGAACCGAUUCCGAUAUUAUAAUGGUGCAUGAUUUAAAAGUGAACGAAAUUGGUAGCGGAAAUCUACGUUCAUCCAAUUCAACGCUCAAUAAUGGCAAUGCAGCCGGCGAACAAAAUUUUAUCAAAAACGAUUUAGCGUUAAUCAAUUCAAGGACGAAAUGUGAUAAAAAUAAUAGUUGUGCAACGGGUAAUAUGGGCAGCGGUCGCAUUCGUAAACCAUCCGUUACAUACGACAUCAAUGUUAUCAAUAAAUCACAAGAUUUUAAUAUCGACGACAUUUGCCCGCAGCGAAGCAGCUAUGCCGCACGAUCUGGAUCAACAACAUCAACAAACCAUAAAUCUGGUGGAGCAAAAUUUGUAUCGACUACGACUACGAUACAUAGACGUGGUGCUAUAUGCAUUAUAGUUAAUAAUCCAGACGAGGAUAGCCAAUGUUCUGACAAUAACAAUGUUGACAAUGACGGUGAAAACAAUUCAGAUGACUUUGAUGUUGGCAAAGUAUCGGACGAAUGCAGCGAUGCAACCAAUAUUUGCGUUCAAGUACAACCAACGAAAUUACAAUUUUGGCACAAACUGUUGAUGCCAACGACAAAAACAACAACGACCACAACACAGCAACAUCAACGACGCAAAAGCAAAAAAAAAUCAAGAAAAAUGUCCAAAGGCAAGCAGUACAAGUGCCACAACAAUCCGAAGACUUCUCGAAAAAGCAAUAAUAAAAACGAUGGAUCAAUACGACCAGCAAAAGGAUGGCGCGCUGAACAUAAGGCUGCCCGCACACUGGGAAUAAUAAUGGGUGUAUUUUUGCUGUGUUGGCUUCCAUUUUUCCUCUGGUACGUAACAACAUCAUUGUGCGGUGAUGAUUGUCCAUGCUCUGAUCUAUUGGUGACCAUAUUAUUUUGGAUUGGAUACUUCAAUUCUAUGCUGAAUCCAUUAAUUUACGCUUACUUCAAUCGAGAUUUUCGUGAUGCUUUUCGUAAUACGUUGGAAUGCGUUUUUUUGAAUUGCUGUUGGGCGAAAAAGACACCGUAUAACGCAUACUAUGUGUAAUCGAUACCCCCGAAAUUAAAGCCAGCACUUUUGGAUUAUUCAUUUAUAAACCGAUUAAAAAAAAA